Ogataea haglerorum is the source of this 420-nucleotide messenger RNA. RefSeq lists its product as uncharacterized. Bases 1 to 420 code for a protein of 139 amino acids. Lineage: Eukaryota; Fungi; Ascomycota; Pichiomycetes; Pichiales; Pichiaceae. The transcript is spliced from 2 exons. The record is from RefSeq and is a predicted model, not a curated record.
AUGACCGGGCGGCUUGUAUUCGUUAGAACAAAGUUCCAGAGGAAGGCAUAUGAUGAGUCAACGAAUGCGUCACAACAAAUGGCUUUAGGCAAAAUCUUGAGCUUACGGUCAUAUCAUAAUUAUGACCAUGCUAGAGUAAAGUACAUGGCGCAGGGAGGCUGGGAAGCUGGAAUCUUCCGCUUUAGAAGAGACUCUGGGGUUGGAUGUUCACCCGCAGCAGUCAGCAAGAGACACCACAAAUACCAGAGCUACGAGUCAGUACUGAACGUGUGCAAACUAAAAACAGCUAAAAGUGAAAACAGGACACACCUGACGCAACUAACAGAUGGUAAUAGCACAGAAGUGACAAGCAAGCAAGCACAGGCAAAACAAACUCGGGCACGUAGCACAACAAAGACUAGGACCUACUGCGACCGCUGA